Eurypyga helias (sunbittern) is the source of this 751-nucleotide messenger RNA. RefSeq names its product chromosome unknown open reading frame, human C11orf49 (gene CSTPP1). The transcript is spliced from 7 exons. The record is from RefSeq and is a predicted model, not a curated record. NCBI's taxonomy places the organism in Eukaryota, Metazoa, Chordata, Aves, Eurypygiformes, Eurypygidae. The annotation marks the transcript as partial.
AUGGCUGUGACUCAGAACAGAGAUCAGGAGCUCCUCUUGACUCAAAGACAUGUCCUCACGUACAUGGAGGAUGCAGUGAGCCAGCUGCUGGAGAACAGAGAAGAUAUUAGUCAGUAUGGCAUUGCCAGGUUCUUCACUGAAUAUUUUAACAGCGUGCGUCAAGGAACACACAUCCUGUUCCGUGAGUUCAGCUUUGUUCAAGCUACCCCUCAUAACAGGGCGUCUUUUCUUCGGACCUUCUGGAGGUGUUUCCGAACAGUGGGGAAAAAUGGGGAUUUGCUGACAGCACAGGAAUACCACUGCCUGCUGCAGCUGCUCUGCCCCGACUUCCCAAUGGAACUCACUCAGAAAGCAGCAAGGAUUGUGCUGGUGGAUGAUGCUAUGGAUUGCCUGAUGUCUUUUUCUGAUUUCCUCUUUGCUUUCCAGAUCCAGUUCUACUACUCAGAGUUCCUGGAAAGUGUGGCUGCCAUUUAUCAAGACCUACUGGCUGGUAAGAAUCCAAAUACUGUGAUUGUGCCAACAUCAUCCUCUGGGCAACAUCGGCAGCGACAACCCCCAAAUGACUGCAGCCCACUCAAUGGGGUAGAGGCAUCUCUCUUCUGCCAGUGCCUAGAGUCCUUGUGUGACAGAUCAAAAUACAGCUGUCCACCUGCUGCUCUUGUGAAAGAAAUGUUGAGUAGUGCACAGAGACUGACCUUCUAUGGAUUCCUUAUGGCACUUGCAAAGGAUCAGGGGAUCAAUAGAGCCCUAG